AACCCAUUAAAUAUUAGGAGGCUGAAUAGCUAAGUGCACAAUUUUGUUUAUGAACGGAACGGAACUUUGAAAGUCUUUUAAUGUCAAGUGUCGUAGUGCUUGGUGUAUGAAGAUAAAAUUUUCAAAAUGGGCAAGGUUAAGUGCUCAGAACUGCGCACCAAGGACAAAAGGGAGCUAUUCAAACAGCUUGAAGAGCUUAAGACAGAGCUGACAAACCUUCGGGUUGCUAAGGUCACUGGUGGAGUAGCGUCCAAGCUGUCAAAAAUCCGUGUAGUAAGGAAAGCAAUCGCCCGUGUCUACAUUGUGUACCACCAAAAAAUGAAGGUAAACCUCCGCAAUCACUACAAGAACAAGAAAUACAAGCCUCUUGACCUCAGAGUGAAGAAGACCCGUGCGAUGCGUAAGGCCCUCACAAAACACGAGAUGAAGAUCAAGACAAAGAAAGAAAUCAGGAAGAAGUCCCUGUUCCCUCCUAGAGUGUACGCUGUUAAAGCCUAAAUAAAAUUAUAAGACUUCA
Hyposmocoma kahamanoa is the source of this 517-nucleotide messenger RNA. RefSeq names its product 60S ribosomal protein L35 (gene RpL35). Gene Ontology annotation, molecular function: structural constituent of ribosome; mRNA binding. Gene Ontology annotation, cellular component: cytosolic large ribosomal subunit; ribosome. The coding region runs from base 127 to 498 and encodes 123 amino acids. The record is from RefSeq and is a predicted model, not a curated record. Gene Ontology annotation, biological process: maturation of LSU-rRNA from tricistronic rRNA transcript (SSU-rRNA, 5.8S rRNA, LSU-rRNA); translation. Lineage: Eukaryota; Metazoa; Arthropoda; Insecta; Lepidoptera; Cosmopterigidae. The transcript has 3 exons.